Messenger RNA from Tilletiaria anomala UBC 951, 1395 nucleotides. RefSeq lists its product as uncharacterized. The transcript has 3 exons. Lineage: Eukaryota; Fungi; Basidiomycota; Exobasidiomycetes; Georgefischeriales; Tilletiariaceae. The coding region runs from base 1 to 1395 and encodes 464 amino acids. The record is from RefSeq and is a predicted model, not a curated record. Gene Ontology annotation, molecular function: zinc ion binding; glutaminyl-peptide cyclotransferase activity.
AUGCCUGCGAGACAGGCUUGCGAAGGGGCUCCAAAAGUGUGGCUGCGACCGGGACGACGGCGGACGGGAGGGUGGCCAGGUGCUCUCGUGGUCCUUCUGGUCGCCUUCCUCGCCCUCACGCUUGUCGAUCUGCCGUACCUCGCAGGCGCAUCUGGUGCCUCUAUAGGAUCACAACGCGAGGUAUCUCCGCGCGCACGAAUCUCUAUAAGAGACUUUGAGAAGCUGUCCGAUGAAGCACUUCGGAAUAUAGCACACCUUUCGGACCCAUCACCGGUGCUCGAUCACCGAUUAUCGUCCUCGCUCUUGUCUGCGAUACUUAUUCCACGCCCUCCAGAUACGCCGAAUAGUAAGAAGGUUCGCGACUUACUCACGGAAGUGUUCAAAAAUCAGCUCGGGAAAGAUGAGCGAAAGGGCCGAACAGGGUGGCAGAUCGAGACACCAGAAUUCAUUGCAGCUACUCCACAAGGGAAACGCAAGAUGACCAACAUCAUCCUUACCAAAAAUCCUGCAGCCCCGCGCAAGCUGGUCUUAGCGGCGCACUACGAUUCCAAAUGGUUUCCUUCCAAUUCGGCCAUGUCCGAGUUCAUCGGUGCCACGGACAGUGCCGCACCAUGUGCCAUCCUUGUGGACACUGCACUAGCACUUGACAGGCUGCUCGACGAAAGAGACCGAAAAGCACAAAGCAGUGAGCCGAGGGAAAGAAUCGAUGACACGACCCUGCAAAUAUUGUUUCUGGAUGGUGAAGAGGCGUACGAAACGUGGACGCACCAAGAUUCGAUUUAUGGAGCGAAAAAUCUCGUUUCUCAAUGGGUCAAGGAGAUGUGGCAGCCGAAAGUACAUCUGUCAGCGCAUCAGUUGGCGUCCAGACGGUACGAGCCGUACAGCUAUCCCACGCGAAAGAUCGACACGAUCGAGCACUUUGUGCUCCUGGACUUGCUCGGCGCGACUGAGCCUAACAUACCAUCCUUCUAUCCUUCGACUGGCUGGCUCCAUAGCGAGCUAAUGGAUCUCGAGAAGCGAAUGAAGCGUUUGGACGCGCUUGCGCCUCCAGGGACCCCCGCGUCCAAGCAAAAAGGUCUAGGAAGCUUCUUUUCUUCGAAUGAACAAUACGGAGGCAUCGAAGAUGAUCAUUUGCCCUUUCUGGCCAAUGGAGUCCCAAUUUUGCAUCUUAUCCCCUAUCCCUUUCCCCACGUUUGGCACCGAAUAUCUGAUAACGCAAACGCGCUCGACUACCCAACGGUGCACGCCUGGGCCAUGUUGAUGCGAGCGUUUGCUGCAGAGUACCUUGGUCUGGACGUCUCCGUUGCGCAGAGCGCCCGAAAGGUCUCAGACGUAAUAAUUGACCAUGACGAGCUCGUGAGUAGGAUCUCGGCAUAUCGCUCAACCGUUUGCUGA